This is a messenger RNA of Priapulus caudatus, 409 nucleotides long. Its product is annotated as parathyroid hormone/parathyroid hormone-related peptide receptor-like. Gene Ontology annotation, molecular function: G protein-coupled peptide receptor activity; peptide hormone binding. Lineage: Eukaryota; Metazoa; Priapulida; Priapulimorpha; Priapulimorphida; Priapulidae. The coding region runs from base 47 to 409 and encodes 120 amino acids. Gene Ontology annotation, biological process: adenylate cyclase-modulating G protein-coupled receptor signaling pathway. The record is from RefSeq and is a predicted model, not a curated record. The transcript is spliced from 4 exons. Gene Ontology annotation, cellular component: plasma membrane.
GGCGAAAUCGACGUUAGUGCUGCUGCCGCUGUUCGGCAUUCACUACAUGCUGCUGAUCGGGAUGGCUAACACGCACCACGCUACCGCCGUCAUCGUCUGGCUCUUCAUUGACCAAUUCUUCAGCUCGUUUCAGGGGUUCUUCGUCGCGCUGCUCUUUUGUUUCCUCAACGGCGAGGUGCAAGCCGAGCUGAAGAAGCGCUGGCAACGUCACCGCUUACGCAGCGGCCACUUUACGGAGAACUGCGGCUCGAAGACGACCUUCUCGAUCAUAAGUCGCUACCGUCCCUCGAUGUCCGUGGAGAAGUCGGAGCCGAGCAUGAUGGGGAAACCGAUGCUGGAUGCGAACGACGUCGUGGAGGAGAGAGAGAAGCACGACCAUAGAAUCUCCGAAAGCAUGAAUGUAUGGUAG